Messenger RNA from Stylonychia lemnae, 1134 nucleotides. Lineage: Eukaryota; Ciliophora; Spirotrichea; Sporadotrichida; Oxytrichidae. The record is from the annotation of a GenBank genome assembly.
AUGGACAAGGACGCUGAACUUAACGAAUCACUACUUGAAAAAGAUUAAAACUUAGUGAAAACUUCAUUUGCUAUCAAUAAUCAUGACAACCAUUUAACCAAUAUGACAUUUUUAUCAUCCAAUUGGCAUUAUUAUACAACGAAUCCCCCCUCAAUAAUAUAUAUACCUAAAGUUUAUUGGGGUACAGCUCUCAUGUGCUCUUUUAUAUGGGGGACUUCGAAUUUUAUCUAUGGAUUACUUCAUGACAAGGGCUUUGCUGUGGUUUGUUUAUCAUGGACUGGCUUCAUAACAUCAGGUCUGAUAUACAAACUCUACAUGCUUUUCACCCUUUCACCUCACCUAAAUAGACAUACCAUUCACGAUAGUUUCUUUGGCGAGGUAAGAAAAAGGGGUAACAAUAUUCACGUCACGAUUAGAUCAAUCAAUUUUUUCCUUCUAAUUUGGAUAGCUAUUUUAAUGGCAGAAAAUACUCAAGCAGCUGGUAUCAACCAAGGUGUAAUUGCUUGUAUCUUUUGCUUGAGUUCAGUAAUUCAAGGGUACGCUUUCUACUGGUUAUUCGGGGAAAAAUUCUCCAAACAUUUUAUUUUAAGCAUGAUUAUGAUACUAACAGGAAUAAUGAUAAUCGUAGUAGAAGAUAAUCACCUAUUAUAUAACUCUAUGGAACUUUCACCUGUCAAAAAAAGUGAAAGUGAUAAAAUAAAUUGUAAGUACACUGCUAUAGUUUUAGCAUUCUUAGCAGCUUUUAUGAAUACUGUCAGAGUUAUUUAAGCAAAACACCUCUAAAAAAAGAGAGGUUACGAUCCUGUUUAAUUUCUAAAUGAUAGCGCUUUGGUCUGCGGUGUGUUCAUGCUUGCAAUAUCAGGUUACUUCUACAUGAUUCAACACCCAGCAUAUACCCUUAAGAAUUUCUUUAUAAGCUUCAUUGCUAGUACUUUGAUGCAUCUCUGUACUAUGAUGGGUAUCAUUGCAACGGUAAGAGGCCAGCCUGGACCAGCUUCAGCUAUUAUUUACUCUAACUCAGUGUUUUCCCUAUUUCAUAUAAUAGUAUUUAUUGGUCUUAUUCCUACUAUUUACUAAUUUCUUGGAAUGGGAUUGACAAUAUUUGGAGUAUUUGUAAUGAUGAUAAUCAAAUGA